AUGUGUGAAAAUUCAGGUGCAACGGAUGCGGCUUCAUUACGUAGAGAAAUAAGAAGGAAAAAAAUAUUAGAAUUUUCGAGUAAUAGACUUAAAUUAAUCGAAGGUUUAAAUUCGCACAAUUCAAACACACCGUCAUUAUAUUCGAGGUAUAACAUAGAAAACCCAUAUUCUGAAUUUAAUUGUAAAGUCGAUGAUGACUCGACAAGGUUUGAAAAUUUCAGUAGAAAUAAUAUUAAUGAUGAUGAUUAUGAUGUAUCUAAAUUAAAAAGUGCAUUGAAUGAAAAUAAAGAUCUGAAAGAAAUAUCCGAUUUAUUAUUUGAAUCGAAAGAAAAAGAUUCAAAGGAUUACGACGAAGAUUCCAUUCAAUUAAAUGUAUCUGGACAAAAUGAAAAAAUUUCAAUUAUUAACGAAAUGUGUAAAAGAAAAUUACAUUACAUUCUUUUGGCUGUUACAAUCUUAUGUUAUAUAUAUUUACAUUUAUAA
Molecule: messenger RNA, 483 nt
Organism: Pediculus humanus corporis (human body louse)
Lineage: Eukaryota; Metazoa; Arthropoda; Insecta; Psocodea; Pediculidae
Exons: 2
Coding region: 1-483 (160 amino acids)
Source: RefSeq, a predicted model, not a curated record